CGAUGAGACGGCCGAGUGUAUACGGGAGACUUAUCCAUGUCAUCCUGCAUGUCCUGCCUGCAUGUCCUGUGAUCGUGGUGAACGAAAUUCUGCCGUCUCCACCUUGCGUGUGUCCAAAGCCCAUUACACGAAACAGUCGUUGAUAAAGCGCGACUUGUUUUUCUUCAAUCGAGCAACGACGGUGACGUCACGUCAGACGCCCGCAUUCGGCAAGUCGGUGCAAGAAUUGAGCUUCACGGCGAACACAUUGAGCUGCUAAUUCGUGCUGCCUUCAAAACAUCAUGGCAGGACUGAAGUUGAGUGUGAUGCUUGUGUUGGUUCUUCUCCUUCCCUGCUGUACUUCAGGCAAAAAUGGCAAGAGGCUCACUGCCGCCGACAAGAGCCAGGAAGUGGCAAAGCACGCCAUCAAGAUCCACCAGGGUAAGGAGCCUAGCAUCAGGGGCAUUGCUGGGGAGGCUGGCAACCAGACAUCUAGGGAAGUAAUAACCCUAGAUAGCUAUCUGAGCAAUUCGUGCCAGGUUCUAGCCAACCUAAAGCAGACCAAGAAGCUUGUCAUUCAGAAGCUUGACCGAACCAUUGUAGAUGUACACCUGGACCAGAAUGUGGAAAAGGCAGAGAAGAUGUUCCGCAUCCACAUGUUCGAGAUUUUCAAACGAGAGUUGAAUGAGAGUGAGGACGCCAUACUGAUGUCCAUCAAUGGACUGAAGAGGGCACUGCAGCCAACAGCCGGUCCAGCGCUGUCAACAGCCAACCGCUUUGCUGCACUAGCUAUGGAGGAUGUGGAUCCCAUCAUCAUCGAUGACAGCAUCGACGGACCGAGGCGGAGUUGCUGAUCGAUUCCUACUACAAGGCCUAGACGCCCAGUGUCCAACUUGGCAAGAAACAGGAAUGUUCAACACUCCCCAACCAGCCCCGACCACUCAACAACCAAGACCUCCAUUCAUGAGCAGCUGGUCCAGUAUCGCAAAAAGCACAACGAAAGGAACACUGCAAAGACCAAACCACCUACUCCCAACCCAGCCACCACAGCAGAUAUCUUGGUCAUCGGUGACUCCAUGAUCAAGAGACUGCAACCUAGAAAACUGAGCAGGAAAAAGAAGUCAUCUGCCACACCAUGCACGGUGCGAAGACUGAGGACAUCGCUCUGAAUGGCAAACACCUGUCAGGCAAGCACAAUGUUUCUGACAUAAUUCUUCAUGUCGGAACCAACAACACCUCUGACAAUGCAGACACAAUUGCUGCAAAGAUCACUUCACUCGGUGAAACACUGCAACCAAAGUCAUUGACGAUUUCGUCAAUCAUCCAUUGCAAAAAACAGACAGUGUCCCAACACAAGAAGGUCGAUGAUUCAAAUGAUCUGCUGAAAUCUAUCACACAGAGCAACAACUGGGAAUUUAUCGACAACGGAAACAUAACUUUGGACCAUCUCGUCUUGGACGGCGUGCAUCUCAACACCACAGGAGUACGCAUUUUGGCCAAAAACCUUAUACAGCACAUUCCGUAGCUGGACCAUCAGAAAAAACAUAUUGACACGCACCAUCGACUGAAUUCAUGCCGCAGAGAACAUCCUUUGGUGCAAUAUCGUACUCUGAUGCCCUCAUUAAACCGAUUGGAGAUUGCCCAGAUGUUUCGACGGUUUUCCGGCCAUCCAACCAGUACUACCCUCAACGGUAGUUGAAGCGACAUCAGCCCCUCCACCACCAACCAUGACCCAAGCUGGCCCAAUCCGAGACCUACAAUGCCCAUCAUCGACUCAGAGACCAAGAAUGGAACCAAUACCUGGAGAAGGUCAGAGAACUACUCAACCCACUGAGCAGGAUUCCAAAGUAUACUUAAUAGAUGGCAUCAUUCACAAUCAAAGUGCAGGUGGUUUUUCAUUUGCCCACCUCAAUGUACGUGUAAGAAGUAUUAUGAAUACAUUCGACCAUUUUAAGAUAUUAAUGUCUACAAAUCUAUUUGAUAUCAUCUGUUUAAACGAAACAUCUUGUGACUCCUCAAUCUCCGACGAAGAGCUUAACCUCCCCGAAUACUGUAUUGUCAGAAGAGAUAGAAACCGUCACGGGGGUGGGGUGGCAGUGUAUAUCCAAAAUAAUUUAACUUUCAUCUGCCGUGAUGACCCGGAAACAGAUGAUGUCGAAUGUUUAUGGGCUCAACUCAAAUGUAAGCAAAGGCAGUCGUUGCUUUUAAGUUCUAUUUACAGGCCACCUUCAAGUUCUGUUGAGUUCAUAGAUAUUAACUAAGUGGUAUUAUAGAUACAGCCUUCUGCUCUAGUAAUUUUUAUUACUAUACCUCAUAAAUAUUCAUCAAGCAACCGCGGCAUUUCAUUGGUCCAUUCCAGCAACUUAACCUUGUGAAAGUUUUUACUAUCACCCCGCAUCUUCGCGUGACGCGCAAAACCAGGGAGGUACUAUCACACACCUGGGUUGCAACAGUUAGAUUUGUUCAAGUACUGUGUUAUCUCUUCUUUACGUGCGUACCGUGACAGUUGCAUGUGCCAGUUUAUUAAGGCGUACAUCAAAAUGGUGACCGGUGGUGCUCGCUUUGCGAUUUUAAUCGAGGAGGAAGUGGGUGAAAUUUUACACAAUCAAAAUAAAUGCAGUGUUUUGCGUGAAUGUUAAAAUUUAUUC
Messenger RNA from Patiria miniata (bat star), 2627 nucleotides. RefSeq names its product transmembrane and coiled-coil domain-containing protein 3-like. The record is from RefSeq and is a predicted model, not a curated record. The transcript is spliced from 4 exons. NCBI's taxonomy places the organism in Eukaryota, Metazoa, Echinodermata, Asteroidea, Valvatida, Asterinidae. Bases 282 to 833 code for a protein of 183 amino acids.